Messenger RNA from Doryrhamphus excisus (bluestripe pipefish), 3643 nucleotides. It is a transcript of the gene armh4, whose product is annotated as armadillo like helical domain containing 4. NCBI's taxonomy places the organism in Eukaryota, Metazoa, Chordata, Actinopteri, Syngnathiformes, Syngnathidae. The record is from RefSeq and is a predicted model, not a curated record.
UUUUAGACCGAUGCGACUUUCACGGUCAUUUAUAUGCUCAGUGGCGCUUAUCAGUAUAUAUGCACAAGAGUAUAUAUUUAAUAAUUUGAGGCGUGCUUCAGUAGCUCAGCGUUUGCUUGUUUACGAAGCAUACGUGGCUGCACAAAUUAGCCCUUAACGGGGAAGUGGGCUCGUAUGAUGUUAUUUCGUGGAUCUUUGUGCAUCACAUAACGAUGCUUAUAGUUAUUUUGCAACCAUGACACAGCGAAUCAGAUUAUUAUUGCUAUAAUAUACUCUGCGGAUCAAAGGCACUGAGAGCAGACAGAAGAUGCUGAUGUUGCACACGCUCAAUCACUUCCUCCUGGCCGGGGCAUGGCUGUGUGCGUGUGGAAGUCCAGUCCAGCAGCACCCAGGAGCACGUGCCGGUGCACCAGAGACACCCAGGUCAAGAGAUGGGAGCUAUGGGAGCUAUGUGAGCGGCCUGCUUCUGGAGGUGGGCACAGGCUCACAUGGACCGGCGUGGAGACACGGGGGGGUUGUGGCGCUGGCGCAAAACAGGGACAGUCUCCAUGUGGAAUCUAGGCCGCCUGACACGAGGAGGAGGAGGAGGAUGAGGAUGCAAGAAGCUGCAGGCAUGGGAAGCUUAAAAAAGGGCGACCGUGAAGCUGUGCUGAUUUCUCCAAGGACAAGUACGCCGAGAGACCAGGAGGACACGCAGGAUGGUGACGAAGAUGCACAGACAAGGUGGAUAUCCUCCACUCUGCAUCCGAAUCCAUCAUUUGGGAUUAACAGUCCUGCCUCCUCCACUCCAUCCACACCGUCCCCUCAGACCUUCACGCCUUUACCGCUGUGGGACCAUGAAGGUGCGCUCAUGGCCACACCACCAGAACCACUCUUACCUGACAUUGAAGCCAACUUGAUGCCCAAAGAGGACAGCAUGGAGAGCCUUUGGACAGAGGCAGCCAGACCUGCUGGAGCAGACACAGCCGCACCGCCGUCUCAGGACGACGCCACGGAGGGCACCAUGUCGUCCGAGUCCCUCCCUCUCAUCUUUGAGCCUCUGGAGGAAUCCGUGGCGGAUGGCGCCGACACAUCCCCGCUUCCCACCGCUGCCAUGGCGACGGGAGGAGCGCCCCUGUCCGAGGCGGACUUGGAGCUGCUGGUCACCACGGAGACAGACAAGGGAGUCAGCCUAUCAGGCACCGUGCAGACGUCGGACUUUGCUGACAAUGAGCAGGUUACCAUGACAACACAUGCCACUGUGCACAAAUCCAAAUCAGGAUUAGAUGAGAUGGAGACUGAGGAGGAUCUGGAUGAUGAGAAUUCAGAGGAAUCCAUGGAGGAGGAGAGUGAAGAAGACCCAAUAGACACCACCAAAACGCCCUUGGAGCAGCCCCCAUACAGCCUCAUCCCUCCGCCGCCCAUCUGGGUCCAACGCAACCAGGGCCUGAUGCGCAGCUGGGUGGCGCUAAUCAGAGAAAAGGCAGGUUAUGUGUCUGGCAUGUUGGCCCCGGUGGGCAUCGGCAUCGCGGGGGCCUUGCUCAUCGUGGGCGCCCUCUAUAGCGUCAGGAGGCUUCAGCGCAAGAGGAGGAACAGCUUCAAACACCAGCGGAGGAAGGUCAGACAAACAGAGCAACCUUGCGAGGUCGGCACGAGCCGCCAGGAUCAGGCCAUGCUACUGGCGGACAGCUCCGAGGACGAGUUCUGAUCCGGGUCCAAGGAUUGAGGCUGCUGCUGAAAAGUCCACAUCGUCAUGACAACCACAUCCAUCGCUCUUGAGCUGUUUUUCCUGUGACUCAUCACAUAAACAGUGUGCAGAGUGAACUAAGAGCGCGCCCCCCCCUCGUGCUCAGUAGCUUUGGAGUCUGGCACUUUGACACACUAAAGAGUGACGUGCGAUACCGCUGAUUUCGGUUCAGAUUCCAUACUGAUAAAAAAAGUCAGCCUGGUUUCAGCGAUACCGAUCCUAUACUUUGUGCCAAUUCACCAAAUGUGUCAGUAAUUUUUUUCAAACAUGUGUAUUUAAUAUCAUAGCACAAAGAAUACAAGACAUUACAUUAAUGUAUGAAUUAAAUUAAUUGAAGUCAUUCAUUUUUUGAAUUUGAAACCCUGAAGUAAACAAUAUAGCCAAGGUAAUAUACAAGAGGAUAAAAAACCUAUAAAAAGUGAAAAUGUGAACAAGAAUCGGUACUAAAACAACCCCCAAUUUGUCACAAAUGAUAAGUAAACAGUAAAAAAAGCUGUCUUUAGAAAUUACGAAAAGAGAAAGUGACGUAGAUCUCGCGCAUGCGCGUGACAGAUUGCGUAGUGAUAUAGCAAGCGGGUAAAGCGAGGAAGGGCUGAUGUCAGUAAAUAAAAGAUGUAAAAAAUAUAUUUGCUGUAAAUGUCUGUCCUACUAGUGUACAUAGUUUCGUUUGUGUAAUUCUUAUAGAUAUCAGCAAAAAGACUUUAUGCAACUAAAGCAGGAUAGCUUGGCGAAAUCCUUUCAAAAGUGCACACGAGCAUGAAAAAAACACAACCACUAUUAAUAAUAAGCCGCGGUUCAAAAUCGGACAUUUUUCCAGCUACUUCCGGGUGUAUCGCGUAUACCCGUUAGCCUAGCUCCUUUUCAAUUGCAGUACUUUCGGAUGUUACCUGAGCAUAUAGCUCGUUUUUUAUUGUUAACUAACAAGAUUUAAGAGCACUGCUACUUACUUAGUGAACAGAACUGAGCUAGCUGCGAUAACUUCUUCAAAGCAAGGUGUAUUGGUCUCAUCAGUGGAGUCCCUUCGCCAUUAUACAUACCUAGCCCCAUUGUCUAUCGCUGUUAAUUGGUUUCACACCAGACCGCGUUAAAUGAAUUUAAACGAUAAUUCAAUGUCAAGAGAAUAAAUAUUUUCUUAGAGCAUACGAAACCUAAAUACGCGUUUUAACUUUAUUAACGUCCUGUAUACAUUAAAUAACUCACUUUUAAGCUCCUGUUAUUUCGAUUACGUCACAUUGCUCGCUAGCUAGCAUAGCAAUUUAUCGAGCUAACUAGUUAGCCUCGCCAAUUGACUUAUGCUAACUUUUAAGUGUUUCAAACGGAGUGGAGAAGGAGGACAAAGGAGAUCAAAACUUACCACUUCCAGAUGGAAUGAGAGGAUGAUGAGCCAUGGCAUGUCGUCUGGGCUCACUAGCCAGUCUCCACGCAGUGUGAAAGGUCUCCUAACAUUAGGCACUGAUGUCUAGCGACCACAACACUACAUUGAACUUAUAUUUCAAUAUGUUUUCACUAACAGGCCAUCGACAACCAUUAUUUAUGAAUGACAAUAUUCCAACGCUGAUGUGGGGAUCGCUGUAGUCACCUACAAAACAAGAAAUCAGUGAUGUAGGCUGCAAAAGCACAACUUGGAAGUCCCAAGUCAGUCGUGUGUGUUCUUGUGGGAAAAGAGCAAAGGAUAUUUGGUGAAAAAAAUGUCCACUUACUAUAAAUGGAUUUAUUUGUAUUGUCACUGUCAACAGCAGGUGUUUAUGCAAUAAUACUGUUUGAUGGGGGUCAAUGUGAUGUUAGAGUGAUUCUAUGUCUUAUGUGUUGGUAAGAAACUGAAGUCCAAAUCCAAAAAUAUUUCUCUAAAUACAGACUCUGGGGGAAAACAACUCAAACAACUCCAGUUUACAGCAUUAAAAAAAAUCAAAUAAUUUA